GUGGGGAGGUGUGUGACAGCGUCCCCAGGAGAUCAAGGUCCUGCCCCUAGACUCCGCCUGAGCAAACGUGUGCUUCUGUUUUUAAGGGACAGUUCUGGCAUCUUCCCCAGACCCGAGGCUCUCAUUUAGAAGGAAUUCCUCGUGACUAGACAUUCCCAGGGAAUCCGCUACCCCCUCUGGUUCUCUGAGGUCAAGGCAGCUCUGAAGUGACCUCAGAGACCUCCCUGGGAGGUGGUGGUGGUGGUGAUGAGACGGGGGCUGCCUAGAUCUCGGGGGCCUAGGCGCUGUCUGCUUCAGUGGCUGUGUGGCCUUGGCCAUGUCACCGCCCUGCUCCUCCGUUUCCUAGAGUGUCACACGAGGCUAGAGCCGUCUCCCCAGCAGGAAGGUCAGGAGGCAAAGGGUCAGGUACCGGGCUGGGUAUCUAGGAAUUGACUAGGUGCUGGGUUCUCCUGCGGGGGUGAUGAGGAAGAUAACACGGUUGCUGAUACAAGAGUCCUGGCCCACAACCUGUUCCCGCCAUCAGGUCGCAGGUGGUAGGGACGGAUCACAGGCUGGGAGCCCCUGUCCUUGCUGGCAGGAAGUCAGAUGUGGGCAUGGGGAACGGCGGCUGCUGCUCAGACUUUUGCUUACUUGUGAAGAAUGAGGGAACCUGCAGAGUUGCUACCCAGAGCAUUCAAGCAGCUCUGAUUUAACCCUUGACUGAAUACACAGCUGUUCCAGGAACAGACAGGAUCCUAUGACCAGCCUCUACUUCCAGCACAUAGAGAUGGAGCCAAAUAAUUCCUUUCGUGUGGACUCCGAGUUCCGAUACACCCUCUUCCCAAUUUUUUACAGCAUCGUCUUUGUGCUGGGGGUCAUUGCCAACAGCUACGUGCUGUGGGUCUUUGCCCACUUGUACCCUUCCAAGAAAUUCAACGAGAUAAAGAUCUUCAUGGUGAACCUCACCAUGGCUGACCUGCUCUUCCUGGUCACCCUGCCCCUGUGGAUCGUCUACUACUACAACCAGGGCGACUGGAUUCUUCCCAAAUUCCUGUGCAACCUGGCUGGCUGCUUCUUCUUCAUUAACACCUACUGCUCAGUGGCCUUCCUGGCUGUCAUCACUUACAACCGCUUCCAGGCAGUGACAAGGCCCAUCAAGACUGCUCAGGCUACCACCCGCAAGCGUGGCAUCCUUCUGUCCCUGAUUAUCUGGGUGUCCAUUGUGGGCGCAGCAUCCUACUUCUUCGUCCUGGACUCGACCAACAUGGAGCCCAACAAGACCGGCUUGGCCAACAUCACACGCUGCUUUGAACAUUACGAGAAGGGCAGCAUCCCAGUUCUCACCAUCCACAUCUUCCUGGUGUUCAGCUUCUUCCUCGUCUUCCUCAUCAUCCUCUUUUGCAACCUGGUCAUCAUCCGCACGCUGCUCACGCAGCAGGUGCAGAUGCAGCGCAAUGCGGAGGUCAAGCGCCGGGCGCUCUGGAUGGUCUGCACGGUCCUGGCUGUGUUCAUCAUCUGUUUCGUGCCCCACCACCUCGUGCAGCUGCCCUGGACCCUGGCCGAGCUGGGCUUCCAGGACACCGACUUCCACCAGGCGAUUAACGAUGCACAUCAGGUCACUCUCUGCCUCCUUAGUACCAACUGCGUCUUAGACCCCAUUAUCUACUGUUUCCUCACCAAGAAGUUCCGCAAGCACCUCACCGAGAAGUUGUACAGUAUGCGAGAGAGCCGGAAGUGCUCCCGGGCCACCUCGGAGACGGGCACGGAAGUGGUCAUGCAGCUCAAAGAUGUCCCUGUCAAAUCCGUCAAAUAUUAGUCUAACUGUUGGAGCCAGGCCCGGAGGCUUCUUCUCCAUGGACAUCAUCGACUGACCUGAGGGGUGGGGGAGGGAAGGGGUGUCUACCAUGGUCCUGGCACCUCCUCCCUGGGCACUGGUGGCCGGUUAGGUAUGGAGGCUACCUCACCAAGGUGGGGGUGCUGGCAGAACCAGACCGCUGGGAAAUUCAGAACUUAAAUGAGCCCCUUCAGCCACCUUUGGACACAUGCCAUAUAACCUUGGCUGGCAGAGUCAUCCCAGUGUGAUGGCUCUGGAAGGGAUGUCAGGACCAGGGGGGCAGUCCUUGGGAGCAGACCCUGAGUCACCCAGUUCACGCCACCAAGCUGGCAGUCCCAAAUGAGUCAGGCCCACAGUUUUGGCCCACCACUCCUGUUAUCACUGAAAAGACAGAGAAGGGCUUUGGGGAAAGGGAUGCUCCCCUGGCUAUGGCACUAUCUUUGGGAUAGACUUCUGAGCCGGGAAUAUCCCACCCAGUCUCCACUCACAGGCACAAGGUCUUUUCGACACUUCCUAGGGGAGGGCCCCAGGUGGAAGGGGAGCCACUUCCACCUGGCUUGGUGGAACAUUUUCCUAAUUCAUGUAUAAACCUCUACUGAGUGGUGACCAGCGAAGAUACAACAUGCAUGGACCAAAAACUAGGACAGGGAGCCUUUCUCCUGAAUCAGAUGCGUCUCUUCCACCGGCCUGGGGUAGCUCUGGGACAGCGGGAGAAACUCAACCGCCACUUCCACUGUCUGUUUCAACAAGGAGCUCUGAGAAAGUAACUCCUGUGAGGCAGCCACCCACUGUGGGCGGGCAAAGCCCGUCAAAGCCAAAUUGGGGCCCUCCAGGCCACUGUGAUGCCUGGAGGCUUCCAUGGGAAAUGACACUCAGGCUGAGAAGUGCCUGAGGGUAGGUGAGGCCUCCAGGGCAGAAGGAGCCUGUCAUCUCCCCUCCCUGCCUCACUUUCUGGGAGGCCCCUCUGAUUUAGCUCCCAGGAGGUGAGGGGAGCAACUAUAAUCCCUAGGGAAGGCAGGCACUUUGAACUCUGAGUGCAGAAGAGAGGGGGAAACUUCUCUUGAGGACCUUUGGAUGUCGGAUCCUCCUCUCUCACCCUGAGCACCUGCAGUGUGAACCCAGCAGCCUCAGACUCAGGGGCUUGGAGGAGCCUGCCCCGAUUUCCAGAAACCAUCCUCCCUUCCAGCCAGUGUCCCUGCAAGGCUGGGAUCCUGGUUUCCGGCACACUGGACUGAUUUUCAUAAAUGCCUCUCAAAGGGCCAGUGACCUGCUUGGUACAGUCGCCAUGGGCUGGACUUAGCAGAGAUGACCAUGUGAACAGUGGAGUGGAUUUGAACUUUGGUGUCACACAGACCCGGUUUCAAGCUGUGGCUGUGUCACUUCCUGCCAAAGGACUGCGAGCUGGAUUUCCUACCUCAGAGUUGUUAGGAGGAUCCGAUACCUCUUGGUCAGGGUGACUGCUCCUCCCAGAGUCUCUCUAUUUUUGAGACUUUGUUCCCCCUAAAUCUUCCAAUAGGGGAUGAGAGGUGAGUGUCUGGCUCUUGUGGGGCCAGACAGGUUCUCGCUCGGGAAUAAGCAGCAAAAUUCAGGGAUGCUCUUUCAGGUUCUGCAGGCCACUCACUUGAAUGCAUAUAAACUCUGGAACUGUGAGUGUGUAUGUGUGUCUACGUGUGUGAGGUGUGUGUGCCGCCAGCACAGCAGGGUGGGGAAGGUAUCUGCAUGAAUGUAGUAGAGAUAAUAGCUUUGCUCAGAGAGAAGAGAUGUGCAGAGUCAAGCAGAGACCAGAGGGGACCCCAGGGACCAGCUGGCUCCCCGCCUCUACGUCCAGCCCUCUUGCCCAGCCCUUCUCGAGGUUCCAAUCUGCGCUACUUCCUUUGGGUCCUUGUGAGAUUCCCUUGUUAGGAUACACUUUCCUGUUUUGCUCAAGUUCAUUUGAAUGAGUGAUAAUAUUGAUUACUUUGCAACCAAAAGAGCUCUGAAGGAGAUAAAUACUUGUAUGCUAAAGCAGUGUUUCUUGAAUUUCAUCCGUUUGUGUACCCAUAUCAUGAAUUUUGCAAGAUCCAUGUACCAUCUGUAUGUUUUGCUCAAUAAAUAUUUUUCUCUGGA
Messenger RNA from Bubalus bubalis (water buffalo), 3919 nucleotides. It is a transcript of the gene PTAFR, whose product is annotated as platelet activating factor receptor. The transcript has 2 exons. Gene Ontology annotation, biological process: G protein-coupled receptor signaling pathway; chemotaxis. Lineage: Eukaryota; Metazoa; Chordata; Mammalia; Artiodactyla; Bovidae. The record is from RefSeq and is a predicted model, not a curated record. Gene Ontology annotation, cellular component: membrane. Bases 737 to 1795 code for a protein of 352 amino acids. Gene Ontology annotation, molecular function: G protein-coupled purinergic nucleotide receptor activity; platelet activating factor receptor activity.